Molecule: messenger RNA, 423 nt
Organism: Mesorhabditis belari
Lineage: Eukaryota; Metazoa; Nematoda; Chromadorea; Rhabditida; Rhabditidae
Source: the annotation of a GenBank genome assembly
AUGAGAAUCCAAUUCUUUAUCGUAGCAUUCCUACUAGCUGUUCAACCAGUCACCACUAGUAAUCAAGCGAUUCGAAUUGCCGGAAAAUUACUCUGUUCAGGGAAAUCCAUCACUGGACGCGUACAUCUGAAAAGUGGCUCAAAUUUCCUGACCAGAGGAACCUUGAAAGAUGUGCGCACUGAGCCGGAUGGAAGAUUCGAGUUGUCGUGGUCGAGCCGAUGGUUCAAUUGGCCGGUUGCCGAGCCAAAGCUUUCCAUUUAUACCGACUGCGUAGUAAAGGAGUGUCGACGCGAGUCGAAAUUCCCGUUGUCGGAAAGCAACUUCACAAGCGGUACCGAGGCACAGUUGAUCGAUCUCGGCGACAUCGAGAUUCGCGCCUUGCGUUGGGUACGCUAUUGCAAUUACGAAAAAGGGGAUUUGACG